AUCUAAUUGGAGAGAGGAUAUAACAUUUCUGUUAUGCUUAGUGUAUCAUUUUCUUCUCUUCAUUUAGAUGGUGCUUUAUGGAAAUUAAAAAUUACUUUUUACAAUUUAUCUUUAUCGUAUUAGGAACAAUAUUUCUUUAUUUGGUUUUAACACAACAGAACAUAUAUCUCGCCAAAUAUUUCGGUUUUUCGUCAAUCUUUAAUCACACAAAUAUAUUCAAGUUGUUAAUUACGACUGAUUCAGAAACAACGAACAAUAGUAAUUUAUCCGACAUCAGCAAUAGUACGAAAGAAGAGAAGAAUACCAUAGUCUAUAUAUCAAAUUUAUCGUCUCCUCUAUUCUAUCCACAACUACCCAUUCUCACGUAUAUGUCUAAUAUUGAUUAUGAAAAAUCAAACAUUAGCAAAAGUAAACUCAUUUUAUUGUCUACUCCAUUUUUUGGUGAUUUACGAUGGGGAUUGAAAUCUAUUGGUAAACCGAACGGUCAGGUGAUGACUGAACUACAAUGUCCAUUUUUAACAAAGUUUUGUGAUAUAACCAAUGAUAAUGGAAGGUUUUCCGAAGCGGAUGCUGUUCUAUUCCACAUGCGUGAUAGUAUCGAUAAAGGAAAAGCUCAAUCAAAGCGUAAAUCUGAUCAACGUUUCGUGUUUGGAUUAUGGGAGUCUCCCGCACACACACCUGAUCUAUCUCAGUAUAGAAAGUUUUUUAAUUGGACGCUUUCCUAUCGUUUUGACUCUCAUAUCAUUUCUACUUAUUACUUCUCAGACAGUUUUAUACAUAAAUCAAGUUUAUUCUAUCAAUUAAUAUCAAAAUACUCUCCUAAUAUAACCUUAACCGAAUUUGACUUUAAAACAGUCACAACAAAUAUUACUAAACGUAUCGGUACGGCCGUUGCUCUAAUAUCAAAUUGUGGUGGUUCAAGUAGACGACUGGCAUAUAUUACCCAAUUAAGACGUUAUAUCGAUGUACAAGUAUAUGGAAGAUGUGGUACAGCGUGUCCAGCAAACGUUAACUGUCGAGAAUAUUUAUCAAAAAAUUUUUAUUUCAUAUUAAGUUUCGAAAAUAGUUUAUGCAGUGAUUAUACAACUGAAAAAUUUUUCUCGUCGUUAUCCCAUUCUAUUGUUCCCGUCGUUUAUGGUCGAACAAAUUACAGUCGUUUAAUUCCAAAAUCCGGCUUUAUUGACAUUCAAGAUUUCUCUACACCAUUACAAUUAGCUCAAUAUUUAAAUGAGACCAAAAAUAAUUUGACCAUGUGGGCAAGUUAUUUUUCAUGGAGACGUGAUUACGUCUGGGGUAUUAAUAGUUUCUUCUUUCCAUUUUGUGAUCUCUGUCUUCGAUUACACUUAGAUAAAAUUCCAAAUGUUAUUGAUGAUAUUAGUUCAUGGUGGACGUCUAAUACUUGUGUAAACCCGAAAUUAGCUUAA
Didymodactylos carnosus is the source of this 1424-nucleotide messenger RNA. Lineage: Eukaryota; Metazoa; Rotifera; Eurotatoria; Philodinida; Philodinidae. The record is from the annotation of a GenBank genome assembly.